Aspergillus glaucus CBS 516.65 is the source of this 580-nucleotide messenger RNA. RefSeq lists its product as uncharacterized. NCBI's taxonomy places the organism in Eukaryota, Fungi, Ascomycota, Eurotiomycetes, Eurotiales, Aspergillaceae. The coding region runs from base 59 to 337 and encodes 92 amino acids. The transcript is spliced from 2 exons. The record is from RefSeq and is a predicted model, not a curated record.
CAGGCUAUGGCAAGGAAAGGCAUUGACGAUACUAUUGUAUUUGUAGCUGUCUAGCUGGAUGAGGGUGGAUCUCCUCUAUCCGGCAUAUGUGUGUGGGCUCGCUAGUGCGGGCCAACCAGGAGCGGGGCAUAUUGGAGCCCGAGGCCCUCCAACAGGACAUGGUAUCCAUCGGCGGUGGUCUUAUGGGAGUGGAUUAGGAUAUACCUAUUCGUGGAGCUCUUACAGCCUCCAUGGGCGGUUCCACACUCCAGCUCCCAGACAAGAGAAACGGCCUUGGGGUCGACGUCUGUCUGCAGCCACAGCAAGUCAAGGCGCUUAUCGAGCCGUUGGAGAUUGAGAGGGGAUCCGUUCGGUGUACAGGAUACCUUGCAUUGCUCUGUUUGCUUCCAGCGCAGUUCUUCCAAAGCCAUGCGUUGCAGCUUAUUGGUUCGGCCACAGUUCAAGAUCGUGAAGAUGGACAGGGCAGUACUCGAUCGGUCCAGAUACCAUUGGAGUGGUCUCUGUAGGUUUGAGUGCGGCGGCAGGAUGCACCACCUCAUCCGCCAGUUUCCGCCUAUAUGAUGAGAGAGAUAUUAGACGC